GCCUUGUCUUCAUUGUUGAUAGAACCACACAUAGAUUCUAGAUUUAGAUUUACAUCAACUCAGUAAACCCAGAUUCCUUGGUCCAAAGUUGACAGAUCCUAAUCCAACAGCUAAGAGUGAUGGAUCACAAAUCCAUACUCUGAAUGUUCACACCAUGGUAUCAAACCUCAAAUUGCUACUUCACUGUCUCUCACUCAUCUCAUUUCACUCCCAUAGACUAGUCAAAAUCUCCAAUCCAAUAUCCAAAGUUUCAAACCAAACCCCAUUUUGUGAAAUCUUAAAUACAGCAUUUUAAGCUUUCCCAAAAUCCAAUCAAACCAAACACAAAUAAUCCAAAGAAAGAAAGGGAUAGCAAGAGUGAGUGAGAGUGAGAGUGAGAGAGUGAGAGUGAGAGAGUGAGGUGGAAGAACAAGAGAAAAGAAGAGAAGAGGAAAGAAAAGGAAGAGAAAAUGGGUUUCACAUUCACCACCAUGAGUCUAAACUUGGUCCUCCUAAUGGCCAUGGUGGCCACCAACAUCCUCUCCCUCUACCACCUCUCAACCACCCUCCAAUCCCCUAAAUCCACCAAACCACCACCAUCAGCCCCCGUCCCAGACCAACUCCUCCGCCAGCUCCACACCAUACGCGCCACCAUCAACCAACUCACGCGCCUCCAACCAAAUUCCAAAAAAUCCACCAUCCCACCAGAUCUACUCCUCUACUCUCACCUCUCCCCCAUCGCCUCCUCCUGCCACAACCACCCUGACCUCCUCCACAAGUACAUGACCUACACCGCUUUCUCCCUCUGCCCCUCCGAUUCCGACCUCGCCGAAUCCCUCAUCCUCCGCGGCUGCCACCCCCUCCCCCGCCGCCGAUGCUUCUCCAGAACGCCGAAGAAGCAGCAAAACUCUCUCCCUCAGAACCCUUUCCCUUCUUCCUUACCAGAUUCCGGAGUCAUCUGGGAUCACUACACCUGCAAAUCCUUCGAUUGCUUGAACCGUCGAAACCCUAACCUCGGCUUCGACACUUCCCGCGACGCGUCGAAGUUCACCUCCUACUCCGACGAGCUCGAUCUACCGGUGCAGCAGCUUCUCCAGAUCGCGAAGAGCGCCAAGUCGGUGCUGCGUCUCGGCCUCGACGUCGGCGGCGGGACGGGGUCCUUCGCCGCGGCAAUGAGGCUCCGGAAUGUGACCGUGCUGACGACGACAAUGAGCGUGGCGGCGCCGUACAGUGAGGCUGUUGCUCUGAGGGGGCUGGUGCCGCUUCACGUGCCGCUUCAGCAGCGGCUGCCGCUGUUUGACGGUGUGGUGGAUGUUAUCCGGUGCGGGCGCGCGGUGAACCGGUGGAUUCCGGCGACGAUGAUGGAGUUCCUGCUGUUUGAUCUGGACAGGGUGUUGAGGGGUGGAGGGUACUUGUGGCUGGACCAUUUUUUCAGCAAAGGGGUGGACCUUGAAAAGGUGUAUGCGCCGUUGAUCGGGAAAUUGGGGUACAAGAAGGUGAAGUGGGCGACGGGGAACAAGACUGAUGCUGGUGGUGUCAAGCAUGGGGAGGUUUACUUGACUGUGUUGCUGCAGAAGCCUCUAUCAAGAUGAGGGUUGGUUGGAUUUAUUGGUUAUAUGCACAAAAGGUAGUUCUAUUGUCCUGCAGCUUCCUCUCUCGAGUUCUGAUUCUGAUCUGGUGUGAUUUCCCCCCUAAUUGUGGAUAUUGGAUUGCAGUUUGAUAUGUGCUGUAAGGAAGAUAGGCAUGCAAGUUUAUCCCGAUUUCCUUGCUCCUAAGUUUUUGUGGGGCACAUAAAGAAGCAAUGUUUAUGUCCACCGUGAAGGAUCGUCCGGAUCCUGUAAAAGAAUCAACCCAUUGGAAGAAAGCUAGAAGAAACUCAAGGACAUGUGUAUAUCCAAGGGGGAACUGGUAGAGGGAAAUAGCCUUUAUGAUCUUUCUUACUUCUCAUUUGAUUAAAUUGUUCUUUCCCAAUAAUUUAGUUGGAAAUAAAUUCAAAAAACGUCGUCCCCUGGUUUGUGUUCUAGUUAUAGCGGUGCUUGGAUUUAUGAUGAUAGGAUGGCCUUUUUCAUUUGAUAUUCGAUUCACAUCUCUUAGAAAA
Lotus japonicus is the source of this 2077-nucleotide messenger RNA. Its product is annotated as probable methyltransferase At1g29790. The transcript is spliced from 2 exons. Gene Ontology annotation, molecular function: methyltransferase activity. The record is from RefSeq and is a predicted model, not a curated record. Bases 450 to 1571 code for a protein of 373 amino acids. Lineage: Eukaryota; Viridiplantae; Streptophyta; Magnoliopsida; Fabales; Fabaceae.